AUGGGGUGUGCGUGUCCCCGCCCCUCGGGCCCGGCAGCCCCUCCGCGCUCAGCCCGAUGGCAGCACCGUGGCUGCCAUGUGGAGCUGUGGCGUUUGCUCGCCGUGGGGGACCUGGACGUGACUGGUGACCGUCGAGGCCAUCAGGACCAGCUGAAGCAAUGCUUCUCCCGGCGGAGCCCCGAGGCCAAGGACACGGACACCCUGGUGCAGGCCGGGGACGGCCACGACGGCGUGUGGGCCGAGCCGCGUGCCCGUGGGGACAGCGUGGCGCCCGGGACCCCCGUCCCCCGACGGCACAGCGGGGCGGAGACAGCCCGCCAGCUCCCGCUUCUCCUCCCCGUCUCCCCAUCCUCCCCGCCCGGGCCCUCCACCGAGGAGCAUGGCCGCCCCGGGGGUCCAGGGAGCACCAGCGCUGGCCGCUCCGACCCUGAGCUCGAGACCACGGACGGCCCCGGGGGACCCCUGCCACCCGACACCCGCCCUGCCCACGCGGUGGACCACUUCCCCUUCAUCCACCAGACCUCGGUCCUGGACUCCAGCGCUCUGAAGACGCGGGUGCAGCUGAGCAAGCGCAGCCGCCGGCGCGCGCCCACCCUCGGCCACGCCCUGCGCAGCCGCUCCGGGGAGGCCGGGGUCCCCACCCCCGUGGAGGAGGAGGCCGACAGCCUGUGGAUGUUCAAGGACUCCACAGAAGAGAAAUCGCCCCGGAGGGAGGAGUCAGAUGAGGAAGAGAACUCGUCUAGCGUGGAGCGGACGCCGACCGGCCCCCUGCACAGGACGCCCGCCUUCCCAGGCCUGGACCCCGCGGCUCUCAAGGCCCGGCUGCACGGUCCCAGCGAGACCCCCGGCUGGGCCCCCAGGACCCCCAAGUCCCCCUUCCAGCCUGGAGUGCUGGGCGGCCGUGUGCUGCCCUCCAGUGUGGACAAGGAUGAGAGGUCGGAAGAGCCGUCUCCCCAGUGGCUAAGGGAGCUGAAGUCCAAGAAGAGGCAGAGCCUGUGUGAGAACCAAGCCUGACCAGGUGUGGGACACCGCCACACCUAAUCAACAGAAGCCUUAACUGUGACCAUCAGACCCCUCGGAGGAGGCCACAGCCACCGUUCCUCCCUGCGCCAAGCAUCAUGUGCCUGGGCCCUUCCGUGGUCUGCAGACCACCUCACACAGGAAGGCCCGCCCUCCGCAGUCACCUGCCGGGCCCUGCAGACCACCUCACACAGGAAGGCCCACCCUCCGCAGUCCCCUGCCGGGCCCUGCAGACCACCUCACACAGGAAGGCCCGCCCUCCGCAGUCCCCUGCCGGGCCCUGCAUACAGCACUUGUGGCAGGGCGGUGCAUGUGCGUCAUCCUGGCCGCUCAGGAGACCCAAGCAGGACUGGAUCUCAGGUUCAGUGCCAGCCAGACCUGGGCCUACCUACGGAGACCCUAUCUCAGAAAGACAAGUUUGCAUUUCUACCUUGUUUCAACGCCUUCCGUCGACACCGGGCCGUCACCCGGGGCUGGACCCGCUCCUGCGUUCCUCUGAAGACACCUGCUCCUCCCCGGCAGGGCUCUCUGGAAGACAUUGCUAAGGGGGCUCCAACUGUGCCCGUCCUGCUGGGGCCUCGGCCCAGGACACUGCCAUGGGACUUUUGAUUGAUUUUUUUUUUAAGUCUCUUUUCAGCAUCUGAAAUGGAUUUUCCUUUCCAGCAGGCAGGGCGCUGCGUGUACCCUGCUUGUUGGCUUUUGGAGGCGAUGAAGCAAUAAUUCAGCCAAUCCUCUUUGAAACUUGACAAUGGACACUCUUUAGAUUAGACGACGGGGAGAUGGCAGUUCGAGUCCUGGGUUUCCCAGUGUCCAUUUGAGGUUAUCUUACUCUUCUCUGAGCUGCCGAAAAGUUGUAACUGUCCCCCAGGCUUUUUGCACGGGGGGCUCUGAUUUCUGGGCGGAGACCUUUGUCCCUCAACAUCUAGGUUCACAAAUGGCAGCCACAUUACAACUCCAUCAUCUUAUUCGAAGCCCUUUUUGGGGGGAGCGAGGGGUUCCCCAGACCAGAGACUCUAAGCAGAGGUACCAGAGGAAAGGGGGUGGGAUGUGAGGCUCAGCUCGCCUCCUUUCUUGUUUGUCUGUUCUUGCUGACGGUAAGCUCUGAGGGGUGGCUAAUACCUCUGGAGACGCCAGACACCUCCACUCUGUCCUUCCUUUUAGGGACUCAAGCACCAGCCUCCUGCACCCCCAAACCCAGGUCCGUAAAGACGUCUCACCUAUACCUGCCCGGCCUGGGGUUGCUAUCUGCCGGGUGCCAACCUUGCCUAGGAGACACAACCCGGGGAGGCCCUGGGGUGGCCUCGGGCUGGGCAUCCUGAUGGACCUGUGCAUGGUGCUCAUUAGAGCCCUCCACAGGGUCUCCCCCGCCCCACCCCCACCCCACCCGACUUCCCGAGACAUGGAGCCGGCCUUGGUCAUUGCGCUACAACAACAAGUGUCAAAACUCACCCUCUUUCCCCCUGCCCACCUCCCCACGAGUCUCCAUUUCCCGCUGUGUCACAUCCUCUCUGUCAUCUCUCUUUUCUUGCUUUUCUCCCGCUCAGGUGGGGUGGACAGGGAUAGCAAAUCCUGAUUUCCUCCAGGCUCAGCAAACACCUGUGUGUAGCACCACGGACAGCGGUGCCAGGCAUGCAGGUGUGCAUGCAUGCACACGCACGUGUGCGCGCGCGCGCGCACACACACACACACACACACACACACCCCUGCUGCCCCUAAAAGCCCCAUCACCUCCCCAGCUCAGUGCCAGCUUGCAUUUCCUUCCUUUCCUGAAUUCAGGGCCAGUCGGUUCCCUGUAGCCGUUAGGGGAAUGGGAUUCCACAGCAACACUUGCUCUGCGUAUCUGCUUUGAAGACCCAUUCUGUGCUUGCCCUUCAAUGGAUUUUGGCAGAGUGGCUUUCUGAGCACAUGGCUGGUGUUUGACCUCCACAUCCUCUCCUUCCUCCGGGGGUACGAGAUUGUCCUGUGUGCCCUGCAGGAUGCUUCGUGUCCAAGGAGCUGUGUCUUUGUCCCAGUGAGGAAGACACCCACUCGGAAGUGAGAUGGACCUCGGGCAUCCUUGCAGGGCUCGCUGGCAGCAGACAUGUUUGAUUCCAGGUGGAUUGGUUGAAUUCAUCGCCUGGAACCCAGACAGGGUCUUUGUGACCUCUGAGGCCCUCUGUGGCUCUUCCCACAAUUCCGGGUUCUGGUGACCCCUGAGGGGCCCUGCGAAGACCCAGGAGCACAGAUGAGUGGGCUGUUGAUUUCUCCUCUUCGCUGGGCGAGCUCCCCGGGGCUGAGCCUCUGGCUGCAUGCAGGUUCAUUGUCCUCCCUUUGCCUUUGGAACUGUGUCUCCCCUUAAUAUGCCUUGCGUAAUAUGCCUUAAUCGAGCCUACCCCCGUGUGACGCUCCUCCAGGUGGCUGUCCUCAGAGGAGAGAGCCUGGUGCAGAAUGCAGACUGGCGGGCAGCCUCCUCCCGCAGGCCCCUCCCCUCUGCUCCCUAGCCCCUCCCCUGCCCCUCCCCGCUAGGACAGCUGCUGCCCUUUCCAUAUGUCUGUAUCUUCUCCCUGCUGCCUUUACCAUCUCUGGCUGAGAGGCAUGGUGGGUGGGUAUGGGGGGGGAUCCCUUUGGCAACUGAACCCCCAGAGCUUGUGGGAGGGAAGCUCAGGGUCCUGGGAGGAUGGGGGUGGGUGAGGUGCUAAUGUGACAGCUGUGGUGGUGUGGGGGGGAAGCCAGGCCAAGAGCAUCCCCAGGGGAGCCAACCACACCUUCCCAUGGCACCCAGGUGCAUUUCCUUCCGCGUGUCUGGGAAGUGAGGCCCACGGCAGGAAGCCACAAGGAAAGCCUGAGCCGCGGCCUGGGCCAGGGCAGACUCUUCUAUCCCGGGCCCCCAUGGCCACCGUCUCCUCCUGUGCUUUUGAACUCUUUCACCCCGAAGCCCCCCCUCCCCCAGAUGGUACCCCCCGGAGUGCCUGAAAACCCGAGGACCCCCUCCCUUCAGCUACGGGGGCCGGGAUGGGCCCCUGGGCCUGGAGGCCUCCCUCCCCCCCCCUUCUUCCGUGACUCUGACCCGUGACAAUCACUGGUGACAUCCUGUCACCUACAAAUCAGGCCUGAAGAGAGCUUGUGAUGUGGACCCGUGUCCCACACCACUGCCUUAUGCAGGAGGGGCUCACGGGACCGCCGUGGGCCGUGCCACCGGACAAGAUGCUUCUGCGUCGUUUCCUAACUCACGCCACAGCCCUGGGGGCCCAGCGCGUCCCCAGUGGCCGCGGGCCCCACGCUUCGUUAAGCAGGAUGGGGGAGGGGGGCGAGCCAUACAUAUAGUCUAUAUUUUCCUAAUCGUUUCUUCUGGCACCAAAAGACUACACACGCCACGACCCCAAGCUCCUGGCUCCAGGAUCACGGACGGAAGGCAGACAAAGCCACAGGCAUUUACCCGCAGCCUGCCUGCACCACUGAUGACCCCCCUAGGAAAACAGAACAAAACUUUAUAUUUUUAAUGGGAAAAAAAAUAAUAAAACCGCAGUGUGGCUUCUUGGAGCUCCCAGAGUACUACUGAUUGUGCAAGGGAUUGUUGUUUUCUGGUUUUGGUUUUUCUUUCUUUCUCAUCUCUAUAAAGAAGUUUCUUCGUGGAUUGGAUGAGCGGCCGGAAAUCCGGCCGGCGGUGUCCAUGUGAUGGUGAGCCCCGAGUGUCAGGACGCUGCGAUCCGACUCUGAAAACUGCAAAUAAAGCUUUGUUACAUGUUUA
Messenger RNA from Dipodomys spectabilis (banner-tailed kangaroo rat), 4747 nucleotides. RefSeq lists its product as uncharacterized. The record is from RefSeq and is a predicted model, not a curated record. NCBI's taxonomy places the organism in Eukaryota, Metazoa, Chordata, Mammalia, Rodentia, Heteromyidae.